ACAGUGAUCCCACGAUCCUAUGAAAUAACUUAGUAUAAAAGCUCAAAAGGGAUGCAGGUUUGAAGCUUUAGGAUAAAGUGAUUUUCUCCCAACGUGAGGUGAGAGCUCCUCCUCUUCCUGCUCCGUUCUGCAGCUGAACCAGCCUUUUCCUGACGCUCCAAGGAAUCCCUGGCACAAAACCCAAAUGUGUCACAAAACCCUGUGUGGGUUUUGUAAUUUCUUUGGUAGCACAGGGGUGGGGAAGUGUGAGGUGGUGGUUUUCACAUUGGAGCAGCCCCUGGAGCUCCAUCCUCUUUGCAGUGUCUCUGUAAAAUACCCACCAGCUCAUGGCUGAGUUCCUGCCACUUUGAGGACGUUCUGUGGGUUUUUCUGCCUUAUUCUGAUCUGUUUAUUUAUCCUCUCCCUUUGAGGUUGGCCUGCUCUCUUCGUGGUAGGGUUUAACCGUGCAGUGUGUUAGUACAACAUGUGUUUCUGCCUUAUUAUUGUAAUUAGCUGACUUAAUUGGGUCUCUGCUCUUCCCAGGCUCUAAGCUGAAUCUGGGAGAAGAUGGUAAAGUAUUGUCCAUCUUCCUCAGGCAUCCAGGCCUCUCCCAGUUGAUGGCUCCAACAAGGAUGGAUGUUAAAUGUAGUAACUUUGUACCAUGUGAUAACUUCGAAGCACCUCAAAACUACCAGAAAGACCCUAAAAAUCCCCCCUCUGCUGUGGUUUGUUGCAGGCACAGCUGAGAGCCUUCAUCCCCGAGAUGCUGAAGUAUUCCACGGGCCGUGGGAAGCCAGGCUGGGGCAAGGAGAGCUGCAAACCCAUCUGGUGGCCCGAGGACAUCCCCUGGGCCAACGUCCGCAGCGACGUCCGCACGGAGGAGCAGAAGCAGCGGGUGUCCUGGACCCAGGCCCUGAGGACCAUCGUGAAGAACUGCUACAAGCAGCACGGGCGCGAGGACCUGCUCUACGCCUUCGAGGACCAGCAGACCCCACAGACCACGACCACGCACAGCAUCGCCCACCUGGUGCCCUCCCAGACCGUGGUACAGACCUUCAGCAACCCCGAUGGCACCGUGUCCCUCAUCCAGGUUGGCACCGGCGCCACGGUGGCCACGCUGGCCGACGCCUCCGAGCUGCCCACCACGGUCACCGUGGCACAAGUGAACUACUCCGCGGUGGCCGACGGAGAGGUGGAGCAGAACUGGGCGACGCUACAGGGGGGUGAGAUGACCAUCCAGACGACGCAGGCGUCGGAGGCCACGCAGGCGGUGGCAUCGCUGGCAGAGGCGGCCGUGGCAGCGUCCCAGGAGAUGCAGCAGGGAGCCACUGUCACCAUGGCACUCAACAG
This is a messenger RNA of Neopelma chrysocephalum (saffron-crested tyrant-manakin), 1329 nucleotides long. Its product is annotated as nuclear respiratory factor 1. The annotation marks the transcript as partial. Gene Ontology annotation, cellular component: nucleus. Gene Ontology annotation, molecular function: RNA polymerase II cis-regulatory region sequence-specific DNA binding; DNA-binding transcription factor activity, RNA polymerase II-specific. Gene Ontology annotation, biological process: regulation of transcription by RNA polymerase II. The record is from RefSeq and is a predicted model, not a curated record. NCBI's taxonomy places the organism in Eukaryota, Metazoa, Chordata, Aves, Passeriformes, Pipridae. The transcript has 4 exons.